GGAAAAACAACAGGAAAUGACUUUAGCUGACAUGUGUAUUGAACCUAGUAAACCAUGGGAAUACUGUCCAAGAGAAGUAUUUCGGAGGGUUGUUAAAAUUCUAAAAGAUGAAUUCGACUUGGUUGUGUAUGUAGGCAUUGAAAUUGAAUUUUACCUUUUGAAGAGUGUAAUAAGGUACACACGAAAACUAGGAAAGGUCAAGUAUGAAAUUGUCCUGGGAUAUACAGAGGCUAGUACAGCAAUUGUCAGCUUAAUUUAUGCAUGUGAAGUAAUCAAAUCAGUUUCAAGGCAACUCGGAAUGAUGGCGACUUUUGUUCCAAAGUUGGCAACACAGAAUGAUGGCGCCUCUUGA
Molecule: messenger RNA, 352 nt
Organism: Capsicum annuum
Lineage: Eukaryota; Viridiplantae; Streptophyta; Magnoliopsida; Solanales; Solanaceae
Exons: 3
Molecular function (GO): catalytic activity
Source: RefSeq, a predicted model, not a curated record